Myxocyprinus asiaticus (Chinese sucker) is the source of this 7052-nucleotide messenger RNA. Its product is annotated as DENN domain-containing protein 5A-like. Gene Ontology annotation, molecular function: guanyl-nucleotide exchange factor activity; small GTPase binding. The transcript has 23 exons. The coding region runs from base 841 to 4425 and encodes 1194 amino acids. Lineage: Eukaryota; Metazoa; Chordata; Actinopteri; Cypriniformes; Catostomidae. The record is from RefSeq and is a predicted model, not a curated record.
UGGGCGCUAGAGCUUCUUGGUUGAGCAUUCCAAUUUCUCCCAUUCAUUUUAAUAGAAGUGGCCCAUCUCUGCUAAUAUUCUCUGCUGUUUUUCAGUGUGCAUUCUUUUGUGUUCUUAGAUUUUUGUGGACUCGUUCUACGUCAUCAUCUACUGCUAAAAUUUGAUUCCAAUCCUCAAGAAUGCAAGUACUGAGAAUGCAGGAAAUUACCCAGAUGUGUUCUUGAAAUCGAGGAUGCAUCGGAUGGUAACUUGUGGGCAAGAACUCGGUAAUACGGUGGCAGACGAAGGACAUUUAUGGUUUUGUUUUAUUUUAUCCUCAAGAGUUUCCCGCUGUAAUCUUCUGAAAUCCUGAUGGCUCGUGAGAGUCGUUAUACUCCGUCAACCUUUGUUGCUUUUUUUGGGCAUCAUUUUAAUACAGUAAUAAACAUGGAGAAAACGAGUGUUUACAGACUUUAUUCUUUUAAUGUGUCACUAGUCCUGCAAAACCUCACUGGUGUGUUGAUAUUAAUGCUGUCACUGGUGUGAUAAUGCCAGUAGUUCUCUCACUGGAUUCAAAUGUGCUGUGAUGGUUGCUUACGCAACAGGAAGAUUGCAGCACCUCUCAAAGCUUGCAGUAGAUGUGUUCUACAUCCUCCUGUCCUCCUGAGUUCGUUCUUCUAAGCUUUAUGCCAGUAUAUACAGGCUACUAAAUUCAGAGAUGGUGCCAGAGGAAAGUUGUCGAGUGAAAAUGAAGGUGAGAAUUUUGAGCAGAGUCCACUGCGGAGAACUUUCAAAUCUAAAGUUCUAGCACAUUACCCUGAAAAUGUGGAGUGGAACCCUUUCGACCAAGAUGCUGUGGGCAUGCUGUGUAUGCCAAAGGGCCUGUCCUUCCGCACGCAGACAGACACCCGCGAGCCACAGUUCCACUCCUUCAUCAUCACACGAGAGGAUGGCUCCCGGACCUAUGGCUUCACCCUCACCUUCUUCGAGGAGGUGACCAGCAAGCAGAUCUGCAGCGCCAUGCAGACGCUCUAUCACAUGCACAAUGCAGAACAGUAUGAUAUCCUGCACACCCCCCCCACCCCUCACAGUCCUGGAGACCGCCGGCCUACACCGCCACAACUCCGCGCCGCCCCCUCCCUCUCCAGGUUACAGCGCUUCAACUCCUACGACAUCAGCCGUGACACGCUCUACGUGUCCAAGUGCAUCUGCCUGAUCACGCCUAUGGCCUUUGCCCACGCUUGCAAGAGAGUUCUAGAACAGCUACACCAGGCGGUCACCUCGCCCCAACCCCCGCCCCUUCCGUUGGAGAGCUACGUCUAUAACGUCCUCUACGAGGUUCCACUGCCACCGGCCGGGCGUUCCCUGAAGUUUUCGGGCGUAUACGGGCCAGUGUUGUGUCAGAGACCCAGUACAGCCGAGCUGCCCCUCUUUGAUUUCCCCCUACAGGAGGUGUUUGAGUUGCUGGGCGUGGAGAACGUGCUGCAGCUCUUCACUUGUGCACUAUUGGAGAUCCAGAUUCUUCUGUACUCACAACAUUACCAGCGGCUGAUGACGGUGGCAGAGAGCAUCACAAACUUAAUGUUCCCCUUCCAGUGGCAGCAUGUGUAUGUGCCCAUCUUGCCCGCUUCUCUGCUACACUUCCUGGAUGCUCCCGUGCCUUACCUCAUGGGUCUGCACUCCAACGGCCAGGAUGACCGCACCAAGCUGGAACUUCCCCAAGAGGCCAACUUGUGUUUUGUCGAUAUUGACAACCACUUCAUUGAGCUACCCGAGGACCUGCCUCUGUUCCCCAACAAGCUGGAGUUCAUCCAGGAGAUCUCUGAGAUUCUGCUGGCAUUCGGCAUGUCUCCAGAGGCAAACCCUCAGUGGAGCAAAGGCCACAGCAAGAUCAGGGGGUUCCGCUCAGCUGACAUGGUCUCAGACAAGCGCAACGGCAACCUGGCUGGCUCUCCGCUCAACUCUUUUCUCCUGAGAGAGAACCAAACCAUAGCUCGCCUGCAAGCCCUGGUCAAGAGGACUGGAGUCAGUCUGGAGAAGUUGGAUGUAAAGGAGGACACUAGCACUAAGGAUUCAAAAGUGCAGUGUGAGGAGGAGGAGCUGAAGAUGCAUCAGCUGAAUAUUCGUGUGCGAGAGGUCUUUGCCAACCGCUUCACACAGAUGUUCUCUGACUACGAGGUCUUCGUCAUCCAGCCCAGUCAAGACAAAGAGUCCUGGUUCAGCAACCGUGACCAGAUGCAGAACUUUGACAAGGCCUCCUUCCUGUCAGAUCAGCCCGAACCCUACCUGCCGUUCCUCUCCCGCUUCCUGGAGACGCAGAUGUUUGCCUCUUUCAUCGACAGCAAGAUCCUGUGCCACGAUGACGAGGACAAAGAGCACACACUGCGAGUAUUUGAUUCCCGUGUCGACAAGAUCCGCAUGCUUAACAUCAGGACGCCCACCCUGCGCACCUCCAUGUACCAGAAAUGUACCAAUACUGAUGAAUCAGAAAAGGCCAUUGAGAUGAGACUGUGUAAGAUCGACCACACGGCUCUGCAUCCCCACCUGCUGGACAUGAAGAUCGGUCAGGGCCGCUAUGAGCCUGGCUUCUUCCCCCGCCUGCAGUCUGACGUGCUCUCCACUGGACCCACCAGCAACAAAUGGGUGAAGCGCAGUGCACCAGCACAGUGGAGGAGGAGAGACAGACAGAAGCAACACGCUGAACAUCUGUAUCUAGAUAAUGACCAGAGAGAGAAGUAUAUCCAGGAAGCCAGGAACCUGGGCACAACUCUCCGCCAACCCAAACUCUCCAACCUAUCACCUUCUGUCAUUGCACAGACCAACUGGAAGUUUGUAGAGGGACUGUUGAAGGAAUGUAGAAAUAAGACAAAACGCAUGCUCGUGGAGAAGAUGGGCCGGGAGGCUGUGGAGCUGGGCCACGGGGAGGGUAGCAUCACAGGUGUGGAGGAGAACACGCUCAUCGCUAGCUUGUGUGAUCUACUGGAAAGAAUCUGGAGCCACGGUCUGCAGGUCAAACAGGGAAAAUCUGCAUUGUGGUCACACCUCUUACAUUAUCAGGAGAGUAAAGAGAAGAGAGAUGCUACUCCAGCAGGCCUAGGCCCUCCUGGUAUCAUUCAUGACACAGAGAGACGGAAGUCAGAUGCUAGUUGUGCAAUGCCGCCUCUCAAAGUCUCCUUGAUCCAGGACAUGAGGCACAUCCAGAACAUCAGUGAGAUCAAGACAGAUGUUGGGAAGGCCAGAGCAUGGGUGCGUCUCUCCAUGGAGAAGAAACUGCUUUCCAGGCACCUGAAACAGCUCCUGUCUGACCAUGAACUCAACAAGAAGCUCUAUAAGCGCUAUGCUUUUCUACGCUGUGAUGAUGAGAAGGAGCAGUUCCUGUAUCACCUCCUCUCUUUCAACGCAGUCGACUACUUCUGCUUCACCAACGUCUUCACCACAAUUAUGAUACCAUAUCAUGUGGUGAUCAUUCCCAGUAAGAAACUAGGAGGUUCCAUGUUUACGGCCAACCCUUGGGUGUGUGUGUCAGGGGAGCUGGCUGAGACCGGAGUACUACAGGUGCCCAAAAACACUCUGGAGAUUACAUUUGAGUGCCAGAACCUGGGAAAACUAACCACCAUACAGAUGGGCCAUGAUAACGCAGGACUGUAUGCUAAGUGGCUAGUAGAGUGCGUAAUGGUUCGCAAUGGGAUUACAGGGCACACCUACAAAUUUCCAUGCGGCCGUUGGCUGGGUAAAGGGGUGGAUGAUGGCAGUUUGGAAAGGAUACUGGUGGGCGAACUGGUGACUAACAUGGAGAGCGAGGAAAGAAUGUGUCGGACUCCUCCAAUGCAGCAAUCCCCCGGGAUGAUGCGACGAUUUGUCACCAUUUCACCAAACAGCAAACCAAAGUUAAACACUGGCCAGAUCCAGGAAGGGGUGGGAGAGGCGAUUAAUGGCAUCGUCAAACACUUCCACAAGCCAGAAAAAGAGAGAGGAAGCCUCAUAUUGCUUCUCUGUGGAGAGUAUGGUUUGGUGUGGGCACUUGAGCAAGUGUUCCAGCAUGGCUUUAAGUCACCACGCCUCUUCAAGAAUGUCUUCAUUUGGGACUUUCUAGAAAAAGCUCAAGUGUACUUUGAGAGUGCGGAGCAGAGCCAGAUGACCCAGGAUGAGAACUGGCAGAUGAGGGUGCGCCAUUUCUGCCAUUUCAUGCGUGCCAUCAACAGCACACCCAGAAACAUCGGCAAAGACGGGAAAUUUCAGAUGCUCGUGUGUCUCGGGGCCAGAGAUCACCUGCUACACCACUGGAUAGCACUCCUUGCUGAGUGUCCAAUCACAGCACAGAUGUAUGAGGACACAGCUCUCCUAAAAGACCAUUCUCUGGUGAACUCUCUGAUUAGAGUGCUUCAGACCCUGCAGGAAUUCAAUAUCACUCUGGAGGCCUCUCUCGUCAAAGGGAUCGGUAUAUAAUAUCAUCUGAAAAUAGGGAUGCACCGAUACCACUUUUUUCUCUUCCGAUUCCGAUAUCUGAAAUCUCAGUAUCGGCCGAUCCCAAUCCCGAUCCGAUACCAGUGUUGUUGUUUUUGCAUAAUCAGUUUAGAAUAUCUUUACAUUAUUGUGUGGAAAUAAUUGGGGGUACUCUGUAUUAUGUAAAGAAACACAAACCUCUAACUACACAUUAUUUAAAUAUAAAUGUAUAGCUUAUUAAGAAAAACUUUAUUAUUAACUAGUCUACUGGAUAAUGUAGCAGCAAAAUUAACAGUAAUUCCAGUCUAAGUGUUCAGUGGAAAAGAAGGCAGUUUUUUUUUUUUUUUUUUUUGGCAAAAUAUUUUCAAUUUUGUAUCUGGAUUUAAAAGUAUUCAGAUCUAUUUUUUGUUCAAUUUAGUUGUAAGAUAUCAGUUCACUUUUCAUUCACAGUUAUUUUUUGGAACCCAUUCAACUUAAAUAUUGUUAUAAUUUGUAAACUAAUAAUAAUAAUAAUACAUUAUUAUUAUUAUUAUUAUUAUUAUUAUUGACUUUUAGAAUUUUAAAUACAACAAUAAUAUUUCUCAAUCGUGCACCUUUAACUUUAAAACCCUCUGGCUUUUAUUUUGACAUUCUGAACUCUUCAGGAAGUCCUGUAUGUGUCUGUUUGUAGGCAAGUUCACAGUAGUUUAAUUCGCUUCUUAUUCAAAUUCAGGUAAAAUACACCUCCGGUACCGUUCUAAAUGCAUAUUAUAAGUGAACCGAACUAUUGAGCAUCUACAUCUGAGAUGUUGUUUGUGAGUAACGCGCUGGCGCUGUACGUGCAUUUUAUAUAUUUACUUAUUAAACACAGACUUUUGUGAUUCAUAAAACAAUCACACGUUUUCAAGUGGCUUUGAAUAAAAUGCACGAGUCAUAUGAACUACAUUAAUGGUGUUUUUAUGGUUCUAUGUCAUUUUUGGAGCUUGACAGGAAUGAACAUGACUAACACACAGUAUCGGAUUUGGAUCGGGCUCAUCGGACCGAUACCUGAUCCGUCUAAAAACGUAAGUAUCGGAGCCGAUACCGAUCCAGGUAUGGGAUCGGUGCCAUCCCUAUCUGAAAAUAGAACUAACACAGAUCAGUGGGGACCAUGGACUAUCUAACUUUUUUUUUUUACAUGGAGAGACUUGACCAAGAGGACUAAACCUGGCUUAUGUUAAAGCUACUUUCAUGUAUGCCAUAUAAUAAGUGCAAUGAGCCUUUUCAAAUGUGUCAUGAUUUUUAUUAAUAAUGUUACUCUUAGACAUUAAAAUAUGUCUAUUUUGAUCCGUACUGUUCACAAAAAGUGGAAAACCCCACCUACCGUUUUAUUGAAAGCUCAAUAUUUUUCGUUGUUGUUGUGGACUGCUGACAAUGGCUAUAUUUAAAAGUGAGAAAAACUGUUGUUAUAUUUUCAAAGAAGAAAAGUGUUAUUUUGAUAUGUCGGUCAGGUUGCUUGCUCUGUGAAAUUAUCUAAUCCAUACUGUCACAAUGCAGAGUUUGAAGCAAAUGAUGUAGAAGUAUGCUUUAUAAAUAUAACAUGGGGAAAUUCCUAUUUUUACUUAAAAAAGCUAAGAAUGGAAAGAUGAAAAACUAGAAAACGCUCUUGUUUUGUAACAAAUCCAGGGGCUUGUGUCAUGCCCAGGUCAUACUUCGCCCAGGUCAUGUAUUGAUACAUAGUAUUUGUUGUAUUGCAUUUUAUAUUACAGUAAUUUUUAACUGUAAUACAGUAAACAAUUACUGAAUUACAUUUUUGAGAAUCGCCAAUGAGAAUAAUGGAAAUUAGUAAAUUUAAUAAGUUAAAUGUCUGAAUGAAAAUGUGAUUAAUUGUAAUGAACAUGAAGUCACAAUGCAAAAAAAAAUGGUCCUAAAAAUAGGCUUAAUUUUCUUUAUGCAAAAUAUAAUUUCGUAUUUUGGUGGUGAAAUGUGACCUGGACAUUUUUUCGUGAGAUUUAACCUAUUACUAAACUUACUAUUUUAUUAUAAUCCCCUAUAAUCAAAGACAUGAAAACAUCCCUAGAAAACCUCUAACCAAAGUAUCUGUAAAAUUUCCCCAUCUAUUCAGCCCUCAAGUCCUGACUGCGGCCAAUUGUUAUGCAAUUCGGAGUAGAAUUCAAUUGCAAUUGUACUCAGUUGCGACAGUCCAUCCCCUUAGUAAAUCCUGCUAUGCAAUAUUUACAGCUCCAAAACACUUUGGUUACUGAAUACUGAUGGAAUAUCACCUGUUUUAGAGUGUAGCAUAAUUUGUAGUCAGGACAUAACUGAGAGAAGCACAUUAAAGGCUGACAUUCAUGUGCCAAUUUCAUCAUGACUGUUCUAGUACACAUGCAAACACAGCUGGCAUGAGCAUUCUGGGAGGUUUUUUUUUUUUCUUGUGUUUUAUCUCUUGAUACAUUUAUAGACAAAGCAGUGUAAUGUAGUGUUAAAUAUUGAACAGCUGUGUACAGUGUAUAAAAUGUAUUAAAGAUGACAAUUCAAUAUGAUUGUGAUGCUUCAAUCACCUGUAUAAAUGGAAUUCAGAAAGCAAAAAAAUGUAUUUUGGAUACAAAGUUGUGGAAGCCCGUUUCCACCACUUUUUCUUUUUUUUUUUUUUUUUUUUUUUUUCAUAAAAA